UCGUCUGCCUUUCGGGAUCGCGUCUGCACCCACAAUUUUCCAGAAGAUCAUCGAUAACGUCUUGAAAGGACUGAGCUUCGUGUUUUGCUAUAUCGACGACAUCUUGAUUACGGGCCGCUCAAAGGAAGAGCAUCUGCAAAACCUCGAUGCAGUUCUAAAAAAGGCUGUCAGAACGUGGCUUGCGCGUAAAGCCAACGAAGGGCGAAUUCUUUCGCGACGAGCUGACGUAUUUGGGCCAUGUAAUCAACAGGCGCGGCAUCCAUCCAACAGACGAGAAACUGGCCGCGAUAGCCAAGGCACUGGCGCCAGCCGAUAAGCAUCAGCUUCAGUCACUGCUUGGUCUUAUCAGUUAUUACGGAAAGUUUGUUCCCAACUUAUCCACUGUUCUCUCUCCCUUAAACAGGCUCCUGCAAAAGACGUAGCCUGGAACUGGAAUGAAGAUUGCGAUCGCGCCUUUCAGCACAUCAAGGAGCUGGUUUCGUCUGCUCCCAUCUUGGCGCACUAUGAUCCAGGGCUACCCCUACAGUUAUCUUGUGAUGCGUCGGCUUACGGGAUUUGGAUUCCCCGAAACUUUGGUGUCGGACAACGGCACUCAGUUUACUUCUGCAGAUUUCCAGGAGUACCUGCAGCGAGUAGGAACCCGGCACGUGCGAACGGCUCCGUACCAUCCGAGCAGCAACGGUCUGGCAGAACGUUUUCUCCAGACGCUCAAGGCCGCACUUCGGAAGUGCAACCGCUCCACGUCACCGUCGGAUCUCGCAGACUUGCUCCUGGCGUACCGCAACACUCCGCAAGCUACUACGGCAGAGGCACCCUAUGUUUUGCUGUUGGAGAGGCGCCUCAGAACAAGGCUGGACCUCGUGAGGCCUUCUGUGGAAGACACAGUCACCCACAAGCAGUUCCGGGAAGCCAGUCGUCAUAGAAGUCGCGAGAGCACGUUCCGCGAAGGUGACCUCGUGCGUGUUCGCAGCUUUCGCGGGGGACCAAGGUGGUUCAGUGCUACCGUGCUUGCUCGCACCGGCCCAGUGUCCUAUCGUGUGAGUGUCGUGACUCCUCGUGGUGUGUGCGAGUGGGUGCGUCACCGGAAUCAUAUAGUGCGUGCUCCGGACACAGACGACUUGGUGAUCACUGACUCAGACUGUUGCGCCGAGGCCCCCGUGACAGUGAGCACAAGCCCUACCGGCCCGACCGAACUGGCAGAGCACCCAUUGGCUGCUAAUCAGGCCACCGAGCAAGGUCGCCGGUAUCCGCAGCGUGAACGCCGAGCUCCCGACCUCUACGGCACCUAGACCCCGGGACUCCAAGCAAGUGGGGGGGGGGGGGGGGGGGGAGAUGAUAUGUCGUGCGCCUGCGCGAUAUGGCUUGGCCGCGUGUCUUGCGCCGAGGCCACGGAUUGUGUUAUCACACUUACUAUGCUUAAAUAGCGCCGGCAUUGUAGCUGGCGCGGGCAUUCCUUGUUGUAACGUUGUCACGGGCAGUUCGCCCGUCGUUUUAGCUACUGGCAUAAUGAAGCCUCAGUUUUCGCUCACCGUUCG
Molecule: messenger RNA, 1535 nt
Organism: Rhipicephalus sanguineus (brown dog tick)
Lineage: Eukaryota; Metazoa; Arthropoda; Arachnida; Ixodida; Ixodidae
Exons: 2
Coding region: 435-1289 (284 amino acids)
Biological process (GO): DNA integration
Molecular function (GO): nucleic acid binding
Source: RefSeq, a predicted model, not a curated record